This is a messenger RNA of Fusarium redolens, 726 nucleotides long. RefSeq names its product HD domain-containing protein. Gene Ontology annotation, molecular function: 5'-deoxynucleotidase activity. The record is from RefSeq and is a predicted model, not a curated record. Gene Ontology annotation, cellular component: cytoplasm. Bases 1 to 726 code for a protein of 241 amino acids. The transcript is spliced from 3 exons. Lineage: Eukaryota; Fungi; Ascomycota; Sordariomycetes; Hypocreales; Nectriaceae.
AUGCCUGGAGCAAGUUCAGAGCGACCAGAAGCCGGCUCAGAGACCGGCGAAGCAUGGACAGUCGAGAAAGCCUUGAGUCGCAAUGACCUGGUCCAUAUAUCAGAUUCACCGAUCUCCUUUUUUCACCUUCUUGGCGCUCUCAAGACAACGAAGCGUGAAGGCUGGAAGAGACAUGAAAUCGCUCCCGAGUCGGUGGCGGAUCAUUCUUAUCGAAUGGGCAUGAUAGCAAUGUUUGCACCCCAGGAACUUGAUCAAGCCAAGUGCAUGAAGAUGUGCCUUGUUCACGACAUUGCGGAAUCUGUCGUGGGCGAUAUUACCCCUUUCAGCGGUGUUUCCAGGACCGAAAAGGGUAGAAGAGAGGCCUCAACCAUCGCGUACAUUGCUAAUCGCUGGUCUGGACCUUACACUGCCGAGAUUGAGAAACUAUGGCAUGAAUUCGAAGCUGGUGAAACUCCGGAGGCUCAGUUUGCCCAGGAUAUUGACAAAAUCGAGCUCCUUCUACAAGCAGUGGAGUACGAAAGGGAGAGCAAGAGUGAAAAAGAUCUGGGCGAGUUCAUGGGAGUUGCGCGGAAGUUACGAACUGAAGCUGGAAAGGCAUGGGCAAAUGAAAUACUGGGAGAUAGGGAGAGGUUUUGGGAGGGUCGACAACACUUGAGGGGAGAGCAUGCCCAGCAGGGAGGGCUCUCUGAAGAGAUGACAAAGGCCCAUGAUGCAUAUUAUGGGUAG